AUGGGGAAAAAGUUGGUUUGUGAGCUUCAAGCAGGCGAUCACAUCUACUGCAAAAGAAGGGGAGGCCUCUAUGAUCACCAUGGAAUCUAUGUGGGUGACAAUAUGGUGAUUCAUCUGGCUGGAAAGGCAAAGAAGAUUCAACCGUAUACAUGCAAGGAAUGCAUAAACAAGGGGGUUAUCAAUGGCGAAAUAGCAAAAAUCUGCAUUUAUUGCUUCCUUGCUGGCAAAAAGCUUAAGGUCUAUGAGUAUGGCGUUUCCUAUUUCGAACACAAAUUCAAAAAGAACGGUACGUGCUGCAUACGCGCCGCCAGGCCACCACACGAAGUCCUCGCCUCCGCCGCCCAUUUGCUCGAACACGGCGGCUUUGGCAGCUACAACCUCUUAUCGAACAACUGCGAGGACUUCGCCGUGCAUUGCAAGACGGGCUUUGCCGAAAGUAAACAGAUCAUGGGCCAUAUUAAACGACUGACGUUUAUAUUUCCGGUUGUCGGUGCGAUUGCUACUGUUCCUCUUGCGGCGGCUUAUGCCGUGAGCAAGGGGAUCACCGCCUCCAAAAGGCAUCACAGCUUAACUUAA
Molecule: messenger RNA, 576 nt
Organism: Hibiscus syriacus
Lineage: Eukaryota; Viridiplantae; Streptophyta; Magnoliopsida; Malvales; Malvaceae
Product: lecithin retinol acyltransferase-like
Exons: 2
Coding region: 1-576 (191 amino acids)
Source: RefSeq, a predicted model, not a curated record